AUGCCCAUUCCCAUCAUCGCCCAGGGAAUUCAAGAGGGCAUUGGCUCAAUUCCAUAUGCCUGGACUGUCAUCAAGACAGCACCGUGGCUUCUCCUGCUCGCCGCGCUGAAGUACUACUUUGGCGGAGCACGCAACACCUCCGAGCGGUUGAUGCAUUCCAAGGUGGUGAUGGUGACAGGCGGUACAUCUGGCAUAGGAGCUUCCGUCGUCCAAGAACUAGCUUCCCGCGGCGCCCAAGUCAUCAUCCUCACCAAGCAACCUCCCUCCGACCUCUUCCUCGUCGAAUACAUCGAAGACCUGCGCCGCACAACCGGCAGCCAACUCAUCUACGCCGAACAAGUAGACCUCUCAUCUUUACACUCGAUCCGCACCUUCGCCACAAAAUGGAUUGACAACAACCCACCUCGCCGCCUCGACGCGGUAGUCCUCUGCGGCGGCGUGGCCGUACCCUCCAGUGCACGCAAGAACACCACGGACGGUAUCGACGAGGAAUGGCAGAUCAACUACCUCGCCAAUUUCCACCUCCUCAGCAUCCUCAGUCCCGCACUGCGCGUGCAGCCGGCCCACCGCGAUGUCCGGGUCGUCUUUGCAACGUGCUCGAGCUACAUCGGGGCUAAUUUCGAUCUAGACAUUGUGAAGCGCGGGAAUGACGCUUCCACAGCCACGACGUCUGCGAAGAAUAAAUCCAAGACCAAGUCUACACCCCCCGCGUCGAAAAAGGGUAUCUACGGCCUUAGCAAAUUCGCCCUCAUGACUUUCGCCCACUCCUUCCAACGCCAUCUAAACGCCUACGCUCGACCAGACGGCCUCCCACCCUGCACGCGUGUCCUCAUCGUCGAUCCAGGUGUCUCCCGCACCCCGGGAACACGCCGCUGGCUCACCGGUGGUUCCCUCUGGGGCCUGCUCCUGUACCUCCUCACCUGGCCACUGUGGUGUCUGAUUCUCAAAUCACCGCAACAAGGCGCGCAGAGUAUACUCUACGCCUUGAUGGAAGAGACCUACUCGCGCGGCGAGGGCGGCUGGAUGAUCAAAGAGUGUCGGGAGGUAGACUGCGCGCGACGAGAUGUACGCGACGAGGACGUGGGGAAGCGGUUGUGGGAGUUUAGCGAGAAGCAGAUUGAGGAGGCAGAAAAGGACGGCGCUGUGAGACGGGCGAUUGCGAAGAAGGAGAGGGAAGCGGCGGAGGAGAAGAAGGAGAGGAAGGAGACGGCUUCGGGGAAGGAGAAAAGUGCUGGGUCGAGGAGGAGUCGGAAGGGGAAUAAGAAUUAG
Molecule: messenger RNA, 1269 nt
Organism: Penicillium daleae
Lineage: Eukaryota; Fungi; Ascomycota; Eurotiomycetes; Eurotiales; Aspergillaceae
Product: putative oxidoreductase
Exons: 2
Coding region: 1-1269 (422 amino acids)
Source: RefSeq, a predicted model, not a curated record